Molecule: messenger RNA, 3868 nt
Organism: Alexandromys fortis (reed vole)
Lineage: Eukaryota; Metazoa; Chordata; Mammalia; Rodentia; Cricetidae
Gene: Rftn2
Product: raftlin family member 2
Exons: 9
Coding region: 595-2091 (498 amino acids)
Source: RefSeq, a predicted model, not a curated record
CCCUUCCUUCCUUUCUCUCUCUCCCACUCCCCCUCCCUCUCUUCCUCUCUUCCUCUCUCUCCCCUCCCUUUGGAUCUCUUAGUAGACUCAGGGAAGAGAGAGCGCAAACAAGGACAGAAGAGAGAAAACAGACAGAAGGCAUCACUUUGACGGACUAUCUUCCAUCUGCAGAUAACCACACCCGAGUUGUACUUUGCCUUUAAUUCCGUUUCUGGACCCCUCUUUUCCAGUCAGCUGGGAGAGACAAAGCCCCGAGCCCUGAGCGGCAGGGCUCUGGUCGGGGGCUGGCUGGCUGGAAAUUGACGUGGCAUGGGAAUUUUCCGCUAAGUUGGAGCAAUUUGCGAGCUCCUCGGAGAUCGAGCCCAGCGCCCCGGACCUGGAGCCAAACCCUGGGCUCAGUGACUCUACAGAAGAAUGGAUACAGUCCCCCACUCCUCGCCUUGGACCCGCCGUUUUUUCUGGCUCUCUAUCAUUUCGCUGAAAAUCAAACCAAGCAGUUAAGUCGGGAACUUGGUUUUCGCAGCUUGAACCAGAAAAUUGGCUGCUCCGGUUCCCCUGGCUCUUUCUGCAAUCUAACCCCUUGCUGCCUUUGCCAUGGGGUGCGGACUUAGGAAGCUGGAAGACCCUGAUGAUAGCAGCCCGGGGAAAAUAUUUUCUACCCUGAAGAGACCGCAAGUAGAAACAAAGACAGAAUUUGCUUAUGAAUAUGCCCUGCUGGACUUGACUUUACAAGCUUCAACCAACCCAGAAGUCAUCAAGAUAAACUCGGUUCUGGACAUCGUUGCCAAAGUGGAAGACUACUAUCUGAAGGGCUACGUCGUUGGGGCCAUUCAUCCAGUUUUACAACCUGUGGGGCAUCGGAAACACCUGCCAGCAAGUCACCUGUACAGAGUGGUGCUGUCUCGCCUGAAAGCAAGCCCCAAGCACCCAGCAGCCCCAGGUGGACAAAGGCACGCAAGACUCGUGAUAGAAGAGUGUCCUCUACCUUAUGAGACGGAGACCAACAACGCAGCGAAGGAACUCAUAGAGAAGAUUAAUGCUGCCGCCAAGAGAGGAAAGAAGUUUGUUGGGUUUGUAUCACAGUACGACUCGCCGUCCCCACACUGCAACGGAACCAGCCAGGAUGGAGACGCAGAAUCGGGGCUACCCGGGAGACACGGUUCCCGUGACAACUGCAAAAGCUGGAAUGAAGGAGACGCCGGCGGACAGUUGUCUGAGAGCAGAGCGGAGGAGGAACCGCGGCGUGAAAGUGGACAGGGGACAGACGGAAACAGCAGUCCCAGCUGCUCUAGACCAGAGCUGGGAGGAGAUCACAAGCUCUACAUGGUCUUCAACACCUUUGACGAGGAGUCGGCCUGCUGGAGCUACCGGGAGGGUGUCCUGUCCAUGAAGGUGACGCGGAAAGGGGCCGUCAUCAACACCCUCGACGCCAACUGGCUCGACUUAACGACGUUCUAUUAUAAACAAGGCUUGUCUUUAGUUGACGCUUUUGUAUCCUGGGAGACACCUAAAGGGGACUCUUCGCCUAAAUCUCUGGAAGGAUUUUUCAUCUAUGAAGACGAAGGUCCUGGAACUCCAGGCUCUAACAGGAGAGGAAAUGACGCCAUUGUGGUGGAGCAGUGGACAGUCAUCGAGGGCUGUGAAAUCAAAACAGACUACGGCCCUCUGCUGCACACCCUGGCUGAAUUCGGCUGGCUUCUGACCAGUGUGCUGCCUACACCCAUACUGAGACACGACAGUGAAGGGAAUUUGGCUACAAAGCAGGUCGUAUUUCUCCAAAGGCCAGUUGUGUGGAGCUCAGCUGCCCAGACCCCAGAAAGGAAAGCCAGCCGACUGCUGAAGGGCGAGGACAGGAACAAGGUCGGCAGCAGGAGCAUCGGCCUGGACACCGGCGCCUCCCACCCCGCGGAAGGCCGAGCCCCUCUUGACGGGGGCCCCCUCUCUCCUUCCAGAGAGUGUUGGACCAAGGAGGAGCGGCCAGCACAGAGCGACAGUUUCUUGGGGUUCAGCAGCAGCGACAGCGUCCUGCGGGAACUGGAUGACGGACAGUUUGAGCAGGAAGAGGGCGUGACGCAGGUCACUUGCAUGUGAGCAGCCAAGAGAAGCUGUCGAGGGCCUCGUGAGUGGUUAUUAAAUGUCUGCCCGCUGACCUGAUCUCACUACUGCUAUGCAUUUACAUAACGUUCUUCACUUCCGGGCUCGGGCUUCCCCCUGUCUGUGUAAAGUUUGUCUCAAUCUCUCAGACAAGGAAGAAUAACCCACUAUUUAUCAAUUGAAAACAUGCUUACAUUUCUCUCAACUAAAACAUCAGUGUAAAUAGAGGUCCCAGCUGGUCCUUAAGAAAGAGCCUGGCUCGUUUCCUCAUGCACGGACAAAGCCUAGCUCCUCAUCACGCCUGUUAAAGAGACUGACUAUCCAAACAAGCUCUUCAACCCAGUAGAGCCUUCUCAGGAAGCCACAGCCUUGCUGAAACUCAAAACUGCUCUCUACCCUGUCUCACAGACACAGACUAUCUAUCCCCCGCCUGUAACAAUCAGUCUAAUUUUUGUUUCUGACUGGGGCAUGCGCCUACAAAUCAAACCCCUAUUUUUCAUAAUAAUUUCCAAAAACUAUUUCCUAAUUUUUUUGUUUGUUGUUUUGGUUUUUUUUGUUGUUGUUUUGGUUUUGUUGUAUUUUUCAAGACCAGGUCUCUCUGUGUAGCUCUAGCUGUCCUGGAACUCACUUUGUAGACCAGGCUGGCCUCAACCCACAGAGAUCCGCAGGCCUCUGCCUCCCAGUGCUGGGAUUAGAGGCGUGCGCCACUACUGCCGAGUUUGCGUCUUCUUUCAAAGGGCCACCACCACAUGGCCAGGCCUGCAGUGAAUCGUUAACUUUGGCAUUGUUGACCCCAAGAGCCUACCAGCAACACUAAAGAGAAUGAAUGUCUUAAACCAGCCGAGGGCUGGCAAGAUGGCUCAGUCAGCAAAGGUGCUUCUUGCCACGCCCGCCCGCACAUGACCUGCGUGCAAUCUCUGGAACCUCUAUAAAGGCAGAAAGACAGACCCGGCUCUACAAAGUUGCGCUCUAACCUCCACAAGCAUGCCUUAGUAUUUGGGCCUGCGUGCCGGUGCACACGCACGCAUGCGAGCACAAUAAAACUGGGUUUCUAAAACUCAGCUGAAAGAGAGCCCACAAUCUCAGUGCACAAAAGCCAUAGCAGACGAAAACAUUGCAUUACCUCGAGCAUGUUGGCACACCUUUAAUCCCUGGCACUUGUGAGUUUUCGGACAGCUACACAGUGAGACCCUGUCUCAGAAAAAUAAACAAGCUGGGCAGAGGUGGCGCACACCUUUACUCCCAGUACUCGGAAGGCAGAGGCAGGUGGAUCUCCGUGAGUUCGAGGCCAGCCUGGUCUACAGAGCCAGAGCUACACAGAGAAACCCCGUCUUGAAAAAGAUAUUUUACUUUCUUUAAAUUUGUAAAUAUCAUUGAAGAGGGCAAAUAUAAACUUGAAAUGGACGUGAGCCUCCUACAACUGUUAGGUUCAAGUUGUGUUUUUAUCUUGACACGCUAAACUUGGAAAAUGUUGCAAGCCAGACUUCUCAGUUCUGCAGGAGCGGAGAGGGGCUCACAGCCCAUGAGGUGUGCGCAGGACUGACUUACUCCGUGCCUGCCACCAGGAAAGUCUGCAUCUUGUCCCAGUCCUUACCCUAUAAAGAUCAGUCUUCUGGAGAACAGGGGACUGGACUUGCAUUUACGUCUGAAAGGAAGGCUGACCUCCAAAAGGAUUACAGUCGGCUAUGCCAUUAAGCAACUCACAUAUACUAUAUUUUUAUUGGCUUAAUGUGAACAUUGUGAGCCAUUUGAAUAAUAAACUAUUUGUUAUUAA